This is a messenger RNA of Yamadazyma jaroonii, 2397 nucleotides long. Lineage: Eukaryota; Fungi; Ascomycota; Pichiomycetes; Serinales; Debaryomycetaceae. The record is from the annotation of a GenBank genome assembly.
AUGAACCUUGAUGUUGAAAGAAACGGGUCUUCAACUUCGUUGGUAAACCGAACCAGGUCUCGAUCCAACUCAAUGAUGAAAUACGAUGAGUCCGGGAGACCUACCGGUCAUUCCGAUACUAGCAAUGGAAGCGUUGGAGAUCAUGGUAAAAGCCUUGAUAAAGGCUUGAAGUCCGUGAAACAUACUUUUGAUAUAGUUAAGGACAAAAUCACUGAUAAGCAUCACCUCCACCCAAACAAUAUCGUUGAUAAGCAAAAUCUUAACACAUCACAGGAGAAACUUGACGUUGAGAUCAAAUCCAUCAAGUCCAAAGAAGAACCAGGUAUUUUAUCAUCAUUAUUGAAUAUAGCCCAUAGUUCCAUCAUAAAGACCGAUAAACCAGAGAAAUCAGACGUUUCAACGUCUGCUAGAUCGGAAACUGACAAUUCCACCUUCAGCAAGAAUUUGGACGAAUUGAUCAAAAGUGACGGAGUGUCACCUAAUCAAGAAUUAUCUCCUAAAAAGUCCACUUCGUCUAAUAAUGAUUUGAAUUCCCUAACCAAAUCAAUUCAUUUUGCGAGUGUAAGAGAGAGUCCUGUGAAUGAUAUGGGAGAUGGUGACUUAAGACUUGACGACUUCUCCAAUUAUCAUGAACGUCAUGAAGAUUUGUAUCCUAAAAAGAGUGCUAUUACCAGUGAUCAAGAAAGCACAACCUCAAGUACAUCUAUCAAAUUUGCAUCCAAGAAACGUAAUAAGGAAUUCCAUCAAAUAUUUAAGAAGAUUCCUAAGGAUGAAUUUUUAAUCGAUGACUUUUCAUGUGCAUUAUCAAAGGAUAUUUUAGUUCAAGGGAGAAUGUACCUUUCUCAGAACUUCAUCUGCUUCAAAUCUAAUAUUUUAGGUUGGGUUACCAAUCUAUUGAUACCCUUACAAGAGGUUGUUCAAAUAGAAAAACGGUCAACAGCGGUCUUAUUCCCAAAUGGGAUGAUUAUUAGAACCUUAUACCAGAAAUACACCUUCGCCACAUUUAUUUCCCGUGAUACCACUUUCAAAUUAUUAACAAAGGUUUGGCAUAAGGUUUUGAUGGAUAAUGAUCAAAGUAUAGCAUUUGAAGAAGAUGAUGAUGAAGAAGAAGAGGAAGAGGAAGAGGAAGAAGAAGACGAUGAAAAAGAAUACUCUGAUAUUGAUUCAGAAACUGGAGCGGAUUUAAAUGAUGAAGUAAAUGCAUUUGAUGAUGACCAAGUUGGGGAGGUCGAACUGAUUGAAUCUGAAGAUGCUGGUCCAUCUAAAGUUGAAUCUAAUACCGGGAAACGGUCUAGAUCAGCUACAGAAAGUAAAUCAUUCAACGGAUUACCGAUAAUUGGACCAUCAACUCAUGAAGCCACAAGUUUGGAUUAUGAGAAAUCUAGUAAUGAGGUUCUCAUCAUUGAGGAUGAAUUCAAGGCUCCUGUUGGAGUGGUGUUCAAUCUUUUGUUUGGUAAAGAUAGCUCAUAUUAUAUCAAGAUUUUGAAAAACCAAAAGAAUAUCCAAAUUGAAGAAAAUAAUAUCACAGGCAUUUCCAAUAAUGCUAAAGAGAGAAAUUAUAAGUAUGUGAAACCUUUGACAGGAUCUAUCGGUCCUAAACAAACUUCUUGUGUGAUAAAUGAUAAAGUAAUAGAAUUUGAUCUUAAUAAGAAGGUUCUCGUGGAACAAACAACAGGUACUCCUGAUGUACCUAGUGGGAAUGCAUUUAAAAUCCGAACUAAAAUGUUUUUAUAUUGGGGAGCGAAUAAUUCCACCAAAUUCUAUGUUUUGACCCAAAUUGAAUGGUCAGGGAAAUCUUGGAUCAAGGGACCAAUUGAGAAAGGAAGUAUCGAAGGACAAAAAGAAUCCAUGAAGAUUUUGGUUGAUUCCAUAAACGAAUUUCUCAAGUCUGACAAUAAGAAAAAGAAGAAAAGAAGUCCAACCAUCAAAAAAUCAGACGAUGAAUCCAAACCAGAACCUGAAGUUGAAGCUCCAAAACCUUUGAGUUUCAUGGAUAGAUUGAACGAAUUGAUGAGCUCCAUUGGUUCUUUUGUUCCUUUACCUAUUGGUGAUGCAAUCAUGGGAUAUAUAGUGAGUUUCAUUGGCUUGAUAAUACUUUUUAAUGUCUAUAAUAUGAUUUUCCACCAUGGGAAACAACCUAAUAUCAAGAUGUCCAGUAAUUCCAUCAGUAUCGAUGACAAUAAGUUCUUAUUGAUUCCAAGCAUUGAAAACAACUUCAAUAAAAAUAAUCUCAUGAACAGUGAAAUCAAUUUAUGGGAUUGGAUCGAAGAUAAGUCUAAUCAUAAACUAUCUAUCAAUAAUGAGGAUAUUCUCAAAACCUAUAACCAUCAAGAAUUAAAAGAAGUAAUAAAAUUAGCAAAAUUGAAAAUCGAUAAAUUAUCCGAUAAGCUUGAGUAG